AAAAUGAUUUGUACGAAUCGAAUUCGAUGAGCGUAUACGUUAAUUCUCAAAUUCAGAACAAAUGUGAAUGUGAUUCGACGCCUAUGACUUGCCAAGAAGUAUUAAAAAGCAAGUCAGUAAAGUGGGGUAGGCCGUAGGCAACAAAUGUGAAGGCGAAACACACUGCAGCUACAUGGGAGGCAACAUAAAGAAGUGGAGGGAGUUGAAGAAGAAGAAAAGAAAAAAAGAAAUAAGUCGAUGCAGGCACGAUGGAGUCACGACACAGUAAGGCGUCGUAAAAAGAACGGGAACGUUCUCCCUUGCUUGCGCUGCGAUUAUUCUCUUCAAAUUCUUUUUUUUUUCUUUUGUUUAUCCCUUUUAUACGUGUGCUCUUUUUGUUUUUUUUUUUUUUACUACAACGCGAAUAUUGUUGUACCACAAUCCGUUACUUUUCGAAACGGGUGUAAUAUUAAAUCAAAUUUUUGCGGACUAAUUAACGCAAGAGUGUCGUUUCGCGUCAAAGUGGUAAGUCAAUUGUGUUAGCACAUUAAUCGGGGCCAAUUAAAGUGCGCUAUGGCUUCUGCGUACGAAGUGAUGACCGAACAGCAGAACACGUCGCGUGAUUUUACGACAACUUGUUCCAACAACAAUCGAGUUAAUUCGGUCACUGCUACCGAUAUGGAGAAGACGUCGUCGUUGUCAUCGUUGUCUUCAUCGUCGGCGUCACGAGCCAGUGUAACAAGCGAUUUGUCUUACGAAGAACUUCCGAUACCUUCCACAGAAGUCGGUCACGUUCCACCCGGUGAAUUAAUUGACGAAGAUUUAAACGCGCUCAAGGACAAAGAGACGUGCAAGACGAUGGAUAUGAAUGAGGAAUGCAAAAAUGAAACAAAUAUCGACACUUGUGCGGAUUCGAUAAACAAUACUUGGCAAAUAAACAAAUCGGAAAAUAAACAGUCUUUUUUGAUAUGCGAUAAGCAGAAGGAGAAGAAAAUUACUUCGACCUCGGUAGCGAGUAAUGUCACAUUGGAAAAUGCAUCCGUGUGCAGCGCGAAAAAGGAACAGGACCAAAGAAAUCAGAGUACGUUGGAGAUUCGCGGUCAAGAACAGCAGCGUGAUAAUAUCGCAAGAAACUUGCAAGAUCGCACGGCGGAAGACGUGCAAACUUGCUGCGAAAACGUGGUAAAACUUGAUUUAAGGACAACCGAGAAACAGAAUAAAACUGAGAGGGACAUUAUAAGUCAACAAGACAGUGACUCGUUCUACGACGCCGUGCGUUCGGGAAACGUAAAGCGUGUCUCGGCGUUGAUUGCCUCCGGCUCUGUGCAAAACCUGGACGAACCGGAUUGGAAUGUAUCGGGAGAUCCACCCUUAUUAAUAGCAGCGGCAAAUCAUUGUCUACCUAUGCUCAGUUUAUUAUUGGCAAGUGGAUGUAAUCCAGCUGUGCGUUCGCCACGAGGUGAAACGGCACUUCAUAAAGUAAUUCUGAACGGUGGACCGGGCGAUGUGUUGAAAUUUGUGGAAGAUCUCUUGAAACACGGGUGUCCGCCAGGUGUGAAGGAAGCAGGCAGCGGAUCAACCGCGCUGCACGUGCUCUCCCGCCAACUGGCACACACGCCCUUAAAAUCCUUCCAUCACAAUUUCGAUGCCGCUCUGAAAAUUCUAAAGCUACUGGCAGAAACUGGACCCGUUAAUGCCAAAGAUCACCAAGGCCGAAGUGCUUUGCACAUUCUGGCGUCAUCAACUAUUUUUGAUAAUAAUCGUAAGACCGACAUCGAGUCGCUGAUCGAGAUACUCCUGGCCGCCGGUGCGGAUACCGCUUUGAAAAACGACCGUGGAGAAACACCGUUGCACGAGAGUCUGGAAUGCGGCGCGUUGAACACGGCAACAUUACUGAUACCGCACACGCCCACAGGUAUCACAUCGCGUUACGGUGAAACUCCGUUGCACAUAACAUCGCGGAAAAAUCACAUAGAUAUAGUGACAAAACUGCUGGAACACGGUGAGGAUCCUGGUGCGCAAGACGCUCGUGGAAAUACUCCAUUACACUUAGCGUCAGCGAGAGGCUUUCAUCAGACGGUGUCGUUGUUAGUCACUUCACCUUUAGCUCAAUUGGAGAAGAUCAACAUUGACGGGUUGACGGCAUUACAAGUAGCCGCUGAGAGCGGAUUUGUCAAUACCGUUAAGAUACUGCUGAAAGCAGGUGCCGAUCCCAGUCAGACUAUGCACUAUUGCGAGACCAUUUUACGCCGUCAUCCUGACAUCUCGCUCCUUAUCGAUCACGAGUUGACCAGACGUCGGCAACUCGCCGCCUGAUUUGAUGGAAUUCUUCAAUUUGCUCUUGAUACUUGGCGUUUGUGUACUAAUUGCUUAAAAGUUAUUAAAGAGUACGUACAAAACGCAAUUAUUGCUCAAUAUAAGAUAUACUCUAAUACUUGUGAGAAAUUAUACGGGCGUUGUGCACGUAUAGGAUAAAAGUUGUUAAAUCUCAACUGUAGAUAUCAUAGUAUACUUAAAGAGUUUUUAUUCAUUAAAUUCAAUCAGUUUGCGGUUAAUGAACAGACUCUUUAAUUUGGAAAAUUACAACUAUCGUUUUUUAUGAUUUGAAAUUUGUAAAAUAUCGUUUCUCCCAAGAGAAAAAUUUUAUACAAAUAAAUCUUUACGUUGUUAUUGUGACAACUUGAGUUGUUUUGUUUUCCCUAUUUAUCCCCAAGUCUUACCGUCAUUGUUUUCACAUUAUUAGUACAUUUUAUUUACUUAUUUAAAUAGGGAUUAAUAGAAAAAAAACAAGAUAUUAUAUG
Messenger RNA from Pseudomyrmex gracilis, 2780 nucleotides. RefSeq names its product ankyrin repeat, PH and SEC7 domain containing protein secG-like. NCBI's taxonomy places the organism in Eukaryota, Metazoa, Arthropoda, Insecta, Hymenoptera, Formicidae. Gene Ontology annotation, molecular function: protein binding. The record is from RefSeq and is a predicted model, not a curated record. The transcript is spliced from 3 exons. The coding region runs from base 553 to 2295 and encodes 580 amino acids.